Molecule: messenger RNA, 1095 nt
Organism: Symbiodinium sp. CCMP2592
Lineage: Eukaryota; Dinophyceae; Suessiales; Symbiodiniaceae
Source: the annotation of a GenBank genome assembly
AUGGGGGAUCGCUUGGAAGCUUGGCCCACAUCUGGGUUCGUCAAAGCAGCCACUGCCAUGGUGGCAGCUGCACCUACCGAGUCCUUCACCAACCUCUUCCUUGUCUGUCAAAACCUUCUGGAGGGGUAUGGCGCUCAUCCCAGUGGCCUGGCCUUUGCCCAUCGCGAGUCGCAGAAGCUCGCCGAGCAGGAGAAGCGCAACCGGCAGGCGCAGACGAACUUCAAGGAGGCCUUUGGCGCCGCCCGAGGAUUCUUAGAGGAGUUCGCUCCCGACGGCGGCUUACCGGAGCCGGUCGACGAUGCGAGCGACGGCGGUGACAGCGGAAGUGGCGAUGACGAUCAAGGCUCGGAUGCGCCAGCACGGCGUCGCCGCAGGUCGGCGAAGAUGGACUUCGAGACUGAGCAGGAGCAGCUGACGAAGAAGCUGCUGCCGCAGCUGGUGCGCUUUGCCACCGAAGACCAGCGCGCGCUGCAGGAUGCAGCGGAGCUGCUGACGUUCUUCGUGCAGAGGCAUUUCCCAGACAACAAAGAGCUGGCAGACUUGGCGCAGAAGCCUUCUCCGGAGAAGCUCCUGAAGGGGCUGCUUGGCGUUCUGGAGAAGGAGCUGACGCCCCGGUCAGGUGGUGGAAAGGAUGAGAAAGCGUCCGAUCAGGAGGACGAACGCGAGGAGCGUGAUCGCGGAGAUCGAGGUGAGGCCAGUCCAGAGAAGGAGCGGCGCUACCGCGAAGAAAGGGAUGGCCGCCACAGGGAUGAUCGCGAGAGGGAUGGCCGCGAUCGAGGUCGCGAUGGAGGUCGUGAUAUGCGCGACGGCCGCGACGGCCGCGGCCGCGACGAUCGACGGGGAGACGAUCGUGGCCGCUUUGAGGAGCGCCGAGGCGAAAGAGAUCGAGGCGGCCGGCCCGGUGACCCAAGGGGAGGAGAUCGCCGUGGUGGCGGUGGGGGCAGAGGUGAGCGUCGGGGUGACGACCGUGGCGGCCGCGACAGGCCGGGUGAUCAUGGCGGCCACCGAGAUCAUCGCCGCGACCACGGUGAUCCUCGAGGAAAGGGCGACGGCCGUGCUCGAGGUCGCAGCCGAAGUCGUGACGCUCGCCGCUGA